AAAAAAAAGAUACAAGAAAAAUGUCUUGCUCCCAACUGCAUCGCUUUAGUCCUCUCUGGCGCGCAGCCUGCUGGACCCGACCCACCCUCCAAAAAAAAAACAUGCUUGGAUACGAACCGUGGGACCUCCAAUAAUGGCAGCCCGCUGCUUCGACGUGGUACCCGUGAUGAUGGCAAUUUGCGGAGACGGUCCUCGGACAAAAGCGGUGUCUGCUUGCGAACAUUGUGUCGCCGGUGAUGCCCAAGAAGGGUUCGCCGGCCGGGGAGAGCUUGAUGCACAGAAACAAAAAUGUGCAGCCGGGUCCGCCAUCUGCUCGGCUAGCGCGCCUCGUUGGUUCUUUCCUUGCCAUUCUCCCAGGAACGGCCGCUCCAAGGGUCGGUUAGCGGCGAGCCCUGCUUGUCUGUCGGUGUGGAUACCGCGUGGACAACCGGGGUGGAGUGGAGGAGAGGGAGGAGCGCGCUUGACCUUCGUCGGCCGUUCGGGACUCGAAAAGCCUCGCGACGCCGUAGUGAGCAGGUAG
Molecule: messenger RNA, 520 nt
Organism: Gaeumannomyces tritici R3-111a-1
Lineage: Eukaryota; Fungi; Ascomycota; Sordariomycetes; Magnaporthales; Magnaporthaceae
Exons: 2
Coding region: 134-520 (128 amino acids)
Source: RefSeq, a predicted model, not a curated record